Enterobius vermicularis (human pinworm) is the source of this 1533-nucleotide messenger RNA. NCBI's taxonomy places the organism in Eukaryota, Metazoa, Nematoda, Chromadorea, Rhabditida, Oxyuridae. The record is from the annotation of a GenBank genome assembly.
AUGUUGCUAAGAAUAUCUGCUGGACUAGAGUUCUAUGACUAUGCUCAUAUAGGUUCUGGGAGUGAAGCUCGGUGGUCCUUUAUCAGGAUGAGUGAAUUGUUUAGUAAGAAAUUUAAGAAGCAGAAGACGCGGGUCAAAGAAAAGCUGUUAGAAGGUCUUGGGAAAGCAAAGGCGACUCAAGACAAUGUGUUUGACCAGCACGCCUCAAACUUAGUGAAACAAACCAAGGCUUGUGAGAAGUUAUUUAGAGAUCUGAAAGCGUACGGGGUAGCGCUAAAAUCUUUAGUUAGUGCUCAACAAACGCUUCGAGAUACAAUUAGAGAAUUAUACGAGCCAGACUGGCCAGAAAGGGAAAAUCUGUGUGCUAUUACUCACAUUGGUAGAGAGGUAUUUCAGUCGUUGGAUUCGCAGUGGGCUGAGUUUGAAAAGAUAGUCAGUGAACAGCUUAUGGGAUCAGUGAAUGCUUAUAUGUCGCAGCUUCCAACUUUAAAAGAAAAAGUGGCGAAACGUGGAAGGAAGUUAGUAGAUUUUGACGGUGCGAGAAACAGUUAUAAUGCCAUAAAAGCUUCUUCUAAAAAGGGUGAGGAUGAUCCUAAAGUGGUAAAGGCGGCAACUGAUUUUGAAAACGCAAAGGCUUUGUAUCAUGAAAUUAAUAAUGAACUUUUGGAUGCUUUGCCAGCAGCUUAUGACAGUCGAAUAACGUUUUUCGUUGAUACCCUUCAGACACUCUUCAAUGCCGAAAGUACUAAUCAUUCCGAAUGCGCAAAAUAUAAUAAAACAUUGGUAACACAUUUGGAUACCCUUGGAAAUGCGUUUGACUCGUUAAGAGUACCUCGACCAGAAUCUGCUUCAUCAAGUCAGCAUGAAGAAAGAAGCGCUUCGCCGAUUUCCGAAAGUGCUUCUCAGCCUCAAUCAUCAUCUCUGUCUAGCACGCAAAAGUCUGUUGGGAAAGAAGAUUUGGAAACAGAGGAUAAAGUUGAAAAUAAAGUUUAUCCGAGCUUGGAUGCUGAAAAAGUUGGUCCGAUUAAUGCAGCCCAAGUAGUUUCUUCUCCACAAGAAGAAACUGAUGACAUCAAACCCUCAAGAGCGUCAUUACCAGUUUCUCAACCAAAAGUGAAAGAUGAAGAAAACAGCUCGAAAGAAGCAUCAAAUCCGUUCGACGAGGAUGAGGAGAAAGCAGAGGAGGGUAACUCUAAAGCGGGUGGAGAAGACAAAAAAGAUUCAACAAAUCCUUUCGACGAACCAGAUGAUUCUGAGCCAAAAACGCCUGAUGCUACUGCAGGGAAUGUUGAGAAAGAGCAGGAAGUGGAUGAAAAAAAAGGUCUUCAUGAUCGUAAAGUGCUUUAUAAAGUUCGCGCGACACAUCGUUAUGCUGCUGAGGAUACAGAUGAGCUUACUUUUGAUGCCGGUGAAGUGAUUGCUGUGUUGGAUCCUCGAGAAGAAGAUCAGCUUGAUGACGGUUGGUUACUUGGUGUAAAACAAUCCGAUGGUGUUCGUGGAGUGUUUCCUGCUAAUUUUACGAAAACGCUCUAA